AUAUGACGUUAUUUUGAAUUUUCAGCGGUGAAGCGUUGCGUCUGUUGUUGUGUGUCAGAGAGGAGCUGCUCUGACUGCACCUUAUUACUGACACGGUUAGACAUUCAAUAACAGUUAACGUUACGUACACUGGAUUAAAAACAUGUCUUUUUCAAGAGCUGCUUUGAAAAGGUUCAACGAGAACCCUGGUUGUGCGCCACCACCGGGGACAUAUGAGAUCAAACCCGGGGACCUGAAGGGAGCUGCUUCCUUCGACAAAUCUGAUCGAUUCAGACACCUUAAGGCAGCCGCUCUGCUGCCUCCAUCAUCGCCCUCCAGAAAUGCCCUAAUGUCACCUGUUCGUAGGACUAUGUCGGUUGAUGGUCUUAUUGAAGGUUCAAGUGUAAAGAAGAAGAAUGGCAUGACCAUAGAAAGGAAGCAGCAGAAACUCUUAGAGAAAGAGAUACGAUCCCUGGUUCAGCAGCGAGGGGAGCAGGACCGCCGCUUGUUGACUCUGGAAGAGGAGCUGAAGAAGGUGGAGGCCAAGCUGCUGGCUGCAGUCAGGGAGAAGACAGGCCUUGCUGCCAAUGUUACCACCCUUGACAGGCAGCUGGUUGAGCUUAAGAAAGUCAAUGACUUCCUAAAAAACAAGUUUUCUGCUGACACUACAAAAAAGAGAAUCCAUUCUCUCACCAUGGAGUUGAUGGAGGCCAGGAAUAUUUUGGAUGUUAAAAACAAGGAGUUAAAAGUCCUGCAGAUUAACACUGAAGGCCAAGCAAAGAUUCUAGAAACUGACCUGCAAGCUGCCAGGGCUACUGUCACGGCUCUAAAGGACAGGAAUAAAGACUUGGAGGACCUUCAUCAAGUGACCAAAACCCUGAACGAAGAGCUGGAGAAUGAUAAUGCUAAAUUGCAUGCUGUGAUACGGGAGCUGAGGGAGGAGAUCAGAGGCAUGCAGGGAUACCUGGACGCAGCCAAUGACCACAUCCAGGAUCUCCGUUUGAAGCUCCGAGAGAAGACACAGGAGGAUGCUGCUGCUGGUUCUCAGGUGGAGAAAGUAAAGCAACUAGAGACCGACCUAGAUCAGCGCACUACUGAGCUAGAGACCACCCGAGAUGUGCUGAGACAAAAAGAGGAGGAGGCACAGAAAUUCCAGCAAGAGCUGCAAGCGUCAAAGGACGCUUUAGUGGAAGUGGAGAAGAGGUUUGAGAACCAAGAGCUGGAGCUCAAGUCUUCACAGAGGUCAAUGAGUGACAUGGAGGAACAAAUGGAUUCGGCCGACCAAGAAGUUCAUGACUCUCAAGCAACAGUUCGCCAGCAGGAGGCAGAGCUCGCCAGACUGAGAGAGGUGCUCAGGAGGACGGAGAAGGAGCUGGACGAGAGGGUGGCGCAUCUUGAACAGCGGUGUCUGUUCUCUGAGGAAGAGAGAAGCAAGACUCAGGAGGAGGGGAUAAGGAGAGUGGAGGAGUUGAAAACAGAGCUCAUGUUGCUGAAGGAAACUAAAAAAGAUGAGAAAAAUACAGUGAUCCAGCUCCAGCAAGAACACGCUGCUCUCACUAAGGAACUGACUAAAGAAAAGGCGCUUGUGGACUCCCUGUCUGUGCUGGUGGAGCAGGAGAGGGAGGAUUCCGAGGAACGGCUGAGACAGCUGAAGGAGGAGAUGGAGGAGGUGUUGGGAGAGCUGGCUGUCUUGGAGGACCAGGAGCAGAGUAGGCAGGAGGUGGCGGAGAGCAGUCAGGAGUCUCUCCAGGGGUUGCAGGAGGAAAACAAUGAGCUGGAGAGACAGCUGAGUGAUGCCAGGGCACUGUUGGAGAGUAAGAGCAACAAUGUGGCAGCUUUAAAAGAGGAGCAUUUAGCAGCCAUGGCAGAACUCCAAGAGGUGCACACAAACUCACUGAGCAAGAUGGGAGACAUUGUCACAGAGCUGGAAAGCGCCAAAGAGGCUCUGCAGGGAGCAGAGGGACGACAGAAAGAACUGGAAGCGGAGGUGGAAAGAGUGACGCAGCAGAUGAAGGAGGAGAUGGACAAAAUGGUUCAACAGAAAGAGGAGGAGGUCAACAGAGUGAAGGAGGGGUUAGAGGAGCACCAGGAGUUGCAGUUAGCUGAAGCAAAAGCCAGGGAGGAGAAUUCAAGAAAGUUGCUGGAGGUGCAGACUCACCUUGCACAAAAAGAUGAGGAGAUAAAGGCCAUGGAGGCGAGCCACGCUGCCCUGAUCAAUCAACUACAGCUGAAGACAAAGGAGAGAGAAGAGGCACUGGGGCAACUAGAGGAGCAGAGAGGUCAGGGUGCAACUCAGCUCCAAAACGAGAAGGAGAAAGCCCAGAUACUGCUAGAGGAGGUCAGCCAGGAAAAAAGGGAAAUAAUGGAACAGCUCCAACAAGAAAGAGAAGAGAAAGUUAAAAUACAGACAGCCCUUCAGGAGGAAAGGGGAGCAUUGGGGGUUGAAAUAGAGGACCACCAGCAGGUCAGGUCAGAGGUGCUCAGACUACAGGCCGAGCUUGAGAGGGCGGGCGAGGAAAGGAAGAGUCUUCUAUCUCAAGUAGAACAAUCCAGGCUCGCUCUUGCAGAUCAACUAAACAUGGCAGAGCAGGAAAGAAAUCAGCCUCGCCUGGAUGAGGUUGAACAAGAGGGUUUGAGGUUCCAAGCCCAGUUAGACCUUAUGGAGGAGAAGACGGAGACUCUGCAGCGCGAGUUGGAAGAACAAAGACAAGACAGACGGGCUCUGCAGGAGCAGGUGGAGGUACUGUCUCAGGAAAAGGUUACACUGCAGUGGGAGAUGGAGGAGCAGGGACAGGAACUCCAAAGGCAAAUAACUGAAGCACAGGAGAACAGCUCCCCGAGAUCAGAGACGGAACACUGGAAAAAACAAUAUGAAGAGCUGUUUGCGAAAGUCAGGCCCUUCCAGGAACAGCUCAAUGCGUUUGCAGCCGAGCGAAAUGCACUGCUCAAUGAAAACGGAGCGAACCAGGAGGAGUUGAACAAGCUGUCCGACGCUUACGCUCGUCUGCUGGGCCACCAGAACCAGAAGCAGAAGAUCAAGCAUGUGAUGAAGCUGAAAGAUGAGAACGUCACCCUGAAACAGGAGGUGUCUAAGCUUCGGUCCCAGGUGAACCGGCAGAAGAGUGAUCUGGAGCAGCUGAAGUCAAAGCUCUCCGGUCCUCCUCGUCACAGGUUUGAUCCCAGUCAAGCUUUCCAACACGACAAGGAGAACAGGCAAACUGAAGCUCUUAAAGAAGGAAAUCAUUAUGCAUAAUGGAGCUCUUCUGCCAGACAAGAAAUGACAACUAAAUAAAAUGUAAAUGUUUUUGUCUUUUAAUUCUUCUUCACCUUGGACACUUUUUAAUGUUGGGUCAAUUUUGUAAACUGGUUUUUACACUAACUGCUGUUUUACAGCCUUUUGUGUCAAAAUGUUACAAAUAGAGGGAGGAUGUAUGCUGUUUAGAUUUUAAAAAGAAAUGAUAGGGGCAGAUUGUAUGUGUGCAGGAGCAGUGAGUAAAAAUAAUGAGGAAAUAGAUGGCUGCAAGUCUACACACAGUCUUAUUUGAUCCCUUUUAACUUCCUUAGCAAUUGUUAGGAUAGCAGAACCAGUAAGUAUUUCAUGUGGGAUAGCGCUUUAUAAAUCUUUCUUCUUUGUAAAUAAAGACAAAUGUUAAUACUCUUUUUAAA
Molecule: messenger RNA, 3645 nt
Organism: Sebastes umbrosus (honeycomb rockfish)
Lineage: Eukaryota; Metazoa; Chordata; Actinopteri; Perciformes; Sebastidae
Gene: hmmr
Product: hyaluronan-mediated motility receptor (RHAMM)
Exons: 20
Coding region: 143-3232 (1029 amino acids)
Cellular component (GO): membrane
Molecular function (GO): hyaluronic acid binding
Source: RefSeq, a predicted model, not a curated record